GGGCUCGUCUGUCCGGGCCGGGGGCGGGACUCGAUGUUUCCUUCCUUCAUGGUCGGGGGUGGAAGAUGGCGGCCGCUGGCUCUGCUGCGGCGGCCUGUGAGGUUGCCUAGCUUCGCCACCUCCGCCCUCCCCCGGAGAAGAGCCAUGCGGCCUGUGGGCGAAGAGCAGGGAGGAGGCGGAGAAGAAGGCGGGUGAAGAGGGGAGGCGGAGCAGCAGGAGGAGGAGGCGGGCGGAGCCGCCGCCCGGGAGCCACGGAGCGGUGCAGAGUAACUGAAAGCUGAAGUGAAGAUGUCCCAAGUUCAUCCUGUAAGGAUGUAAGUCACUGUGGCCUCCCAAGAAAAGUCAGAACAACUAUCAACAGCAGCACAGAAUGGAUCUAGAGGUGGUCUGGCAGUCAGACAGUGACACCCAGGAUUCAGCAGAAGAGCGUUCUGAUGACACAAGCCUGAGCUCUAAAAGGGAGAGUCAUAAAUGCAGCCUCCAGCUACAAGAACAAGAAAAUUCUUCUGUGCCCUCUAGGCCAUCCUGCAACUCUGCAGGACCCUCAUGUAAGCAAGAACUCCCAGUGGAACUGCAGUGUGAAGAUGAGGAAACUUAUGAAACCUGCAACCAGAAACAGUGUGAGACCACCACAGGGAUCUUUGUCAACUCCAGCACUAAUUUUGACUUACAGUGUGAGGGUGAAGAUUUAGAACUAUCUUUCUCUGACAACCCACAAAAAGCACAGGGAGAGCUUAGUGAGGGUGACGAAAACAUCAUCUGCAUUAAUACAUUUGAUGAAGACCUUGAGUCUAUCUCCAAGAAAGAGAUCCUUUACCGAUGUAGGAAGUGUGGCACAUCUUUCCAGGAUCCAGCUAGACUACAGGAACACAGACAGAUCCAUAUAGCUGAAAAUUCCUACUCCUGCCCCAUCUGUGGCAAAGAAUUCUUUCGUGCUGCUAAUUUGCACAUGCACAAGUUGAUCCACUCUAGUGAUAGGCCACAUAAAUGCCCUGAAUGUGAUAAAGGAUUCAUAUGUACAGCGGAUGUAUGGCGACAUCUACGAAAUGUUCACAAGAUUGAACACUCCAAGGUGGUUUUAGGAAAUGGUACUAUGAAGUCCCUCUGGUCUGCAAAUCACCAAAAUGAACAUGAGGCUGAUCCAGAUAAUCAGAGUCCAGAUGACCGAAAGCCAGAAGGGGAGGAACUCAGACCUUAUGUCUGUCAAAUCUGUGGUAAGGGGUUUCGCAAACCAAACCUACUUUCCAAACACAAAGUAAUCCACAGGCAGGAAAAACCAUACAUAUGCCAGGAAUGUGGCAUGGCCUUUAUCCAGCUCCUCAGGUUGAAAAGGCAUCAACAAACACACUCGGGAGAGCGUCCUUUCUACUGUGAUGAGUGUGGUGGAACCUUUACCCGAUUAUCAUCGCUACAGCGCCAUCAACGUAUUCAUACUGGAGAGAAGCCGUACUCUUGUGUUUAUUGUGGUCAUUCCUUUACUGAGUCAGGCACUAUGAGAAGGCAUGAACGUACACACAAAUUGGGAAAAGAAUAGUGGCCAUAUUAAUUUUUACCUCUUUUUUCAUAUAAAUCAAGACCUAUUCACUAGGACAGACUUUCCAAUCUACUCACAAGAAACUUAGUCCAAUACUUCUUCCUUACUGUACUCUCCCACCCAAACUUAUGGAUGCCAUUUUUGUCUUAGAAAUGAUCCGGGGGCAGCUAGGUGGCACAGUGAGGAGAGCACUGGCCCUGGAGUAAGGAGGACCUGAGUUCAAAUGCGGUCUCAGACACUUGACACACUUAUUAGCUAUGUGACCUUGGGCAAGUCACUUAACCCCAAUUGCCCUGUCUUCCCCGAUUAAAAAAAAAUGAUCCAAUAGUUUCUGCCAAAAAAAAAAAAGCCUUAUCCAGUAUUGAACUAAAACCUUACAUUUCUACCCAUAAGUGAAAGAAAUAAAAAUACCAUUUUUUACUGACUUUUGUCUGUAGUGGGCAGAAUUCCUUUCAAAACAUUUAUCACCCUAAUUUGGGACUUUUUAAAAGAUACAUCUGAUUGGUCUUUUUGAAGACUGCAUCUUAAAUGAAAUCUUAAAAUGAACUAGUUGUAAGCUCAUUGCAGCCUUCUGUCCUGUUCUGUGUUUAAAACUGCAAGUACAGCCUUCUUCCAAGCCAACAGAGUUGAGAAAAUCUGGGUCAUCUUUGUUAUCCCUGGCGUUUUGUUUUAACAAAAGACUUUAUUUUGGAAGGAAAAAAAUGUAUGUUGUAAAAUCGGGUCCCUAAUAAACUGGACAAUAAUUGCUAA
Messenger RNA from Trichosurus vulpecula (common brushtail), 2284 nucleotides. Its product is annotated as zinc finger protein 23-like. NCBI's taxonomy places the organism in Eukaryota, Metazoa, Chordata, Mammalia, Diprotodontia, Phalangeridae. Gene Ontology annotation, molecular function: DNA-binding transcription factor activity; RNA polymerase II cis-regulatory region sequence-specific DNA binding. The transcript has 2 exons. Gene Ontology annotation, biological process: regulation of transcription by RNA polymerase II. The coding region runs from base 371 to 1534 and encodes 387 amino acids. The record is from RefSeq and is a predicted model, not a curated record.